AUGUAUUUCCCGAUCGGUUCGUUUCGAAGUUUAUCAAUACCCAUAGAAGAAUCUUAUGAUAUAAUAUUUAUUCGUACUACACGUGAUCGCCUCAAGCUUGUUGUCCUAACACCAACUAUAAUCACUAUAUGGCUUUCUAAGCCUUCAACAUUAGUUGGUCUUAUUCGACGUUCAGAAAAUUCUAUAGCAACACAUGGACAUAACGUUUAUGCUGAAUGGCGAAGUGACACUCAAAAAUUAGUUGUUUCUACUGAAAAAGGAUAUGUAAUUUAUUAUAAAGUGGUGAUUGAUAAACCAAAAGGAUCAUUUUUUGGCUCAAUUAGUGAUGAAGAUCCUUGUGAAUAUCUUAUUCGAGUUAAUACUGAAGCACAAUUUGAGUUUCCUUUGGUACGAAUUAAAUUGAUUCAAGAUAAUGUUUUACAUAUUGGUUCCAACAUUCAAGGAUUAAUAAACCUAGGUCCUGAUUUAUUAGUAGCAGAUGAUAAGGGUUUUCUUUAUCGCAUAUCAUGGGAUGGUUCAUUGCAUCAACAAUUAACAUUAUCUAUAAGCACACUGUCUUAUACAACUUCAUUGAGUUCUAAUCGAGUUUUUAAAAUUCAUAAACCAGAUCUUUAUGCCAAAUAUAUUGAAUUUUCUCCAUUGUUGAACGGCAUUGGUAUUAUAUUUAGUGAUGGAACAUCAGGUUUAAUUAUAUGUGAAACGUCAAAAUUCGAACCACAACAAUGCCAGUGUAUUGUUAUUCAACCAUCAAAUGAUGAAAAGAUAUGGAAAACUCAUUGUUGUGUGGCAUUAAAUGCAAUCUAUCAAUUAUUAGCAUUUGGUUCGACAAAUGGACAAGGUCUUGUGUAUUAUAUUGAUGAACUAACAGCAUCAUUACAAUUAGCUUUUAAAAUACAAUUAUCUGUAGAAAAUUUUCCAGAUCUAGUAGAAAAUUUGGGUGCAUUGUGUUCAAUGAAAUGGAGCCCUGAUUAUCGUGUUUUGUGUACGCUAUGGGAAAAUGGUGCAUUUGCUAUUUGGACAGUAUUCGGUAUUCUUCUUCAUUGUUCUCAUUCAUCGGAACAAUCAAUAAAUCCAAUGGAACCCUAUGGUAGUUGUCGUGUUAUUGAAUGGGGCCCCGAUGGAUAUACUCUAUGGGUUUCAUCUCAAAAAGGCAUUACAUCGCCAUCAACAGCUACUGACGAUGAUGUUGAAUUGCCAGUACAAAAUAGUAGCCAAUUAUUGUUAUUGAACUUUUUAAAAUCAGCUGUGAUUAAUAAUCCUCAUUCGGGCAGCAUCGAGCAUUUAUUAUUACAAUCAGAAGACAAAGUAUAUUUAUAUCUAAGCGGUAAUCAACAAUCAACAAAUGGUAAUAACAAUGGAUUAUCAAUAUCUGUUGGUUGUGAUGUCGGCUGGCAAGUUAUACAAUUACCUCAACUUUAUAUUCAUAACAAUUGGCCAAUCAAAUUUGCUUGUAUUGACAAUACAGGUCAAUAUUUAGCUGUUGCUGGUCAACAUGGAUUUGUACACUUUUCAUUAUUUACACGUAAAUGGAAAUUAUUUGGCAACGCUGGACAAGAACGUGAUAUACGAGUUGUUGGUGGUUUAUUAUGGUGGCAAGAAUUUAUUGUAUGCGGCUGUACAUCAACCAGUGAAAAUCGAGACGAAAUUCGUCUUUAUUCGCGAUUGACUAAUUUGGAUAAUCAAUUUUCAAAUGUCGCACGACUACAAUCACCAAUUAUUUGUUUGAAUAUCUAUGAUGAUACGUUGAUUGUGUUUUCAUACGAUCUACAUAUCAUGUUAUAUGGGCUCGAACGAAAAGACGGUAAACCAGCUCCUACUGCAUAUAUGGCAAAGUUACAUGAAAUAUCUGUUGAGCCUUAUGUGCCACAUGCUGUCUUUGUACCAUUCAUUGGGCUGACAUCUCUUAGAACUGAUUCAGGUUUACCACAAUCACAUACAUCAUCGUUACACGAUAAUCCCCCUCAAAGUAUUCUUAUUAAUGUUUGUGGUCGCCUCCUUCUACUACAACAAGAACGAGGUGGUUCAUCAUUAGUUUUGCAAAAGCCUGCAAAGAAAAAUUCUUUGCAAUCAGUAACAUUUCUACCACCAGUAAUGAUUGCUGCAUGGGUUGAAUGCAUUUGGACAAUAUCACAUCAAAAUUCAACUAAUCCGUACUUAUCAAAUGCCUUGUGGCUCUGUUGUGGAUUACAUGGAAUGAAAGUAUGGCUUCCGUUAUAUCGUAAAGUUGAUGAACCUAUAUUUCAAUCUCAUCGUAUUAUGCUCACAUUUGGUUUAACAAUUUAUCCGUUGGCUGUUGUUGUUGAAGAAGCCGUUAUACUUGGUGCUAUGGCUGAAUUUGAACAUUUCAAUUCAAAAACAUUUUGCUCAAUUACAAAAACCACUCAAGUCUUUCUUAAUCAUGUCUUUCAAGAAUUAAUUCGAAAAAACCUGGACUUUGAUGCAUUACAAAUAGCUCAAACAUGCAAGAGUAUUCCGCAUUUUUCUCAUGUUCUGGAAUUACUUUUACAUAAAGUGCUUGAAGAAGAAGCAACAAGUACACAGCCUAUUCCCGAUCCACUUCUGCCGCGUGUGACCGAUUUCAUUAAACUGUUUCCUCAAUUUUUACGUAUUGUUUCUCAUUGUGCACGAAAAACUGAAGUAGCAUUAUGGCCUUGCUUAUUUUCAACAUCAAUUAUUGGUGAUCCAAAAAAACUCUUUCAACAAUGUUUAACUAUUAAUAAUCUAGAAACAGCUGCAUCGUAUUUAAUUAUAAUACAGAAUCUCGAAAAAAGCGAAAUCAGUCAAAAAUUUGCACAAGUUCUACUCGAACAUGCACUUGAUCAUGGUAAAUGGGAAUUAGCUACUGAUAUUCUUCGUUUUAUUCAUUCAAUUGAUCCACAAGAUUUAAAUAGUGAUGAAUAUAUUCGAACAAUAAAUACUCGAUUUCCUCCAACGACAGCAAGUAAUCGUGUGUCAAAUACUUUAACACAAAAAUCCUCAUUAUCACCGCAUCGUGAUACAUUAAAAUUUACUUAUGUUACAAAUAUACGACAACGUACAUCAAGUGUAGCAAGUACAAUUACAAAUACAUCAACAAUAACAACGAUACCGGAGGCUCCACCGUUACCAACAUCUCUUAAUACAAUUAAAGCAAAAGCAUCUUGGCCAGCAACAUCAAAUAAUAAUAAUUCAUCCAGUGUAUCGGCAUCAAAUAGUCCAACAGAUUCUUCCAAUAAUGCAACAAAUGAAGCACGACGAAGGAAAACAAGCUGGUCAGAUAAUAAAACAGCGAAACGUGAAAGUGAUGUUCAACAACAGCAACAACAGUCAUUUGAUUCAUCCGAUGGUUCACAACCACAAUCCCCAACAGCUCCAUCAUCGGUUCAUUUUAUUCAGCGAACAUUAAAUCAACAUGCAUUAAAAGUUAUUUCUAAAGGUCGUUUAAGACAUUUAGGUUAUAUGGCUGCUAAUAUAGCUGAUUUUGAUCUUCUUUAUUGGCUGAAAAGUUUCAAACACGAACCAGCAUUGAUUAUUUCAAAUUAUCCACAAACGCUGAAAGCACUUCAUACGGAAUUCAAUUGGCCAUUUCCUGUGUUAAUUUCAUCAAAUGUUUAUUUUAAUCCGAUUUAUCGAGAUGUAUCAAGUAUGGAUAAUAAUGGGCAUCAUUCAGAUUCAGGUCUUGGACCAAAUGACCGAAUUGGUGAUCAUGAUGAGAAAUUUUCCAGGCAAAUGUCACGUGCGACAUCAAAAGAAGAAAUGAAUGUAGAUUUAACACCAAAAAGACACAAAGACUUUUUGGAAACAUUAAGUUUAACAUCCGAAGCAAGUUCUAUGCCGAUCGAUAGUGAAUUUGAUGAUACGCUCAACAAUAAUGAUAUUGAAAGUCUUAGUCAAGAAUUAGCAAAUCAUGGUCCACAAUUAUGUGAAAAGCAAAUACGAUAUCUUUAUGAUAUUUUUUUGAUGGCCGAUUGUUAUGAUUGGGCAUUUCUUUUUUCACUUGUACUUAAAAGUCAAACGAUGAUCAAUCAAGUUAUCAAUGCUAUUCGAAUACAAGAUUUAUCUACACAAAUGUUUGCUCUACAACGUGGUCUGGUUGAAUUAGAAACAUGGGCGGAUAUUGAAUGUCCUGAGUAUAAGCCUUUACUAUUAUCGAUACGCAAUCAAGCUCAAGUCUUACUCAAUCAACGUCGAACAAGUGCUCCUGCGAUUUCUCAAUCAGCUCCAACAAAAAAAACGAUUCAAUCAAAGCAAGAUGAUGAAUUAUUUUCAUUGAAGCAAACCGACAGUAGUAAUCGACCUGAGCCAUCACGUAAAAAACCUACACCACGCAAUCGUACAACUUCAGCCACAGAUUCCAAUCAACCUAUAUCCUCAUUUGAGUCGUUGUCUAUUGACACUCAACAUACAAAUAAUAAUAAUAAUAAUAAUAAAAGUAGUCGUGAUACAUCACCGACUUUGCGUGCGCGCCGUUUUAGUGAUGACAUUGUAUUUCCUUCGGCGUCGUUUUCAGAAACAAUUGAACCAUCGCUUUUUUCACCUGGUUCAGUUCGUGCACGAACUAUUAGCUCAAUUCAAGAAGAUAAACAUUUACCACCAUUACUGAAGAAACAAAAUUUUGUUUCAACAACAACCAAUGAUACUUCACCUCCUCCGUCAUCAUUAAAAUUUCUUGAUGUUCGUUUAAGUUCUGGUAAAACAGUUAAUUCAAGUGAUUUUAUUCAUCUACCAUCUGAUAAUAAUCUUGUUAAUCCACAUGCCGAAGUAUCUUAUGAUCAAGAAGUAGAACAUCACCAAUUAUCGAAUGACACAGCACGAAAUAAACUUUUACAGUCGGUUUAUGUGAAUACUGCAAAUUCGAAUACUUCUCCCCUAUCGGACUCUUUAACUAAUGGUACAAACUAUCAUACUCAUGCCUCUGAAUCGUCCUCGAAUUGUGUUCUUUCGUAG
This is a messenger RNA of Rotaria socialis, 4926 nucleotides long. Lineage: Eukaryota; Metazoa; Rotifera; Eurotatoria; Philodinida; Philodinidae. The record is from the annotation of a GenBank genome assembly.